Messenger RNA from Brugia malayi, 1602 nucleotides. RefSeq lists its product as uncharacterized. Bases 1 to 1602 code for a protein of 533 amino acids. The record is from RefSeq and is a predicted model, not a curated record. Gene Ontology annotation, biological process: tRNA methylation. The transcript has 13 exons. Gene Ontology annotation, molecular function: metal ion binding; tRNA (uridine) methyltransferase activity. Lineage: Eukaryota; Metazoa; Nematoda; Chromadorea; Rhabditida; Onchocercidae.
AUGGAUUUUGCAAAAACUGCUACAGCUCCAUUGUUAACAUCGCCGGAGCUCGAUGUAAGGGAGGCUUUCGCAAAGGUCAUCCACAUAUGGAAAGAACGUUGUCAUACAGUAAAUAGGCGUUUAUUAGGCGUUGUGUCAGUAGAUGAACAGAAUUCUAGGCACGAUAAUAUGUUAACAUUACCUCAUGUAUUUUCGAAAAAUGUUGAAAUUCGAAAAUUCAUUCCUAGAUCACCCGAUGUUUUUUCGACCUGCGCAUAUGAAGCUUCUUUUUGUUUAGAUGAAUAUGUUGUGGAAUUUCGGCCUUAUGUAUUGGACGAGAAGCGACAUCCUCAUAUUUCUUUUCCAUACCGUAUUGCUUUGGAAGAAAUCUCAGAUCAGCAAUGGAAUCUAAGCCUUUUCAUCUGUAACAAUGCGACUAAUUAUAAUUGGUUGCAGAAAGUCGCAUUUCCGCGUUUAUUGAAAUGGUUUUCUGAAAUUGAUGAACGGAAGGAUAUCACAAUUUCGCACAGAUUAAUUAAUAUGGAACUUUAUUCCCAGGUCUAUUGUGAAAUCAAAAAUAAGUGGGGCCAGCAAAUUGCAGCAACCUGGACUGAAAGGACGAAUCCACAGAAAUUUGUUUAUGAAGACUGCGCUAUUGCAGCUUAUCUAAUUGUCUACUGGCGACAAAAAGGCUUUUUACCACAAAAAUUUUGUGAUAUUGGUUGUGGUAAUGGCUUACUUGUAUAUCUCUUGCAAAAGAUGAAGGUAAAUGGUUAUGGAAUUGAUUUAAGACAACGGAAAAUAUGGGCGAAAUUUGUUGGAACUGACUUGAAAGAAAAAACACUGAAUCCAAAAGAAGAUUUGUUGAGUGAUAGCGAUUUUCUUAUUGGGAAUCACACAGAUGAGCUGACACCUUGGAUACCUAUUAUGGCUGCUAGAUCCAGAAGUAACUUUUUCUUAUUACCAUGUUGUCCAUUUGAUUUUUUUAACCGUUUUCAAAAAAAGUGUGGUAUGGCUGCUGCUAGUUUAUAUUCAUCUUAUCUUUUAUUCAUUCGCAGUAUCUGCUUGAGGUUAGGCUACUGCGUUGAAGAAGAUCGGCUAAAAAUUCCAUCAACGAAGCGCUAUUGUUUCCUUUGCACAGUACCUGCUAGCGGUUUAGUAGAAAAUCUGGAAAAUGUUAUAAGUAAUAUAUUGACGCGUGCGAGUUUACCAAAUUUCGUGCCAAGAGAGAAAAUUGAAAGGAUAAGAAAUUGUUCUAAACUUUCUCGGGAUUUUCAACAGGCACUUACCACAAAAAUAUUCAAACGUUUCUUCGAACUGUCAUCGGACAAAGCAACAGUCUAUUGGCAUGAAAAACAGUCAUGCUCCCUAAAAGAGAUAGCUGAUGUACUUAAUGAGGAAGAAAAAGCGCAGCUUCGAAAUUCAGACGGUGGUUUGCAGACAUUUCUGAAAAAUCAGCAUCAGAUUUUCAAAAUAGUUAAAGGCACUGUUUCAAUACGUAAUUGGGCUGAAGAAGGCAAUCGAAGAGUGGAAGGAAAACUAAGGACAAGGGAUUGUUGGUUUCAUAAAUAUCAUCCAAAUGGUUGCCCAUUAUCAGCUGAAGAUUGUUCUUACAAACAUUGA